AUGAACUCAGCGCUUUGGUCGUCCACGGCCAGCGUACUCCCGUCCUCCGUCCAGGCCGUGUAUGCACAUGCGCAGCGCUUUAUGUGCACGCUGUGUACAUACACGGCAUCAAGCUUUGCCUCGCUCAAGCGCCACCGGGACUCAAGGCACUGCCGCAUCGCCUUUCUUGACCGCUUCUCGGCAGGUUGUGCGUGCGGCACGCCUUUCGUGUCGAGGCUGGCUGCAGCUAACCACGCUCGCGCGUUUGCCAGCCUCCGCGACACUUCGGCUGCGACUGCAUCAGCAGCAGGGGAUCUCAGCCCCACUGCUGGUGCAGUCAAUGCCACCGCUACGGUGACCGACACAAAUCCCUGCUGCCCCGCCAAGACCCUUCGGUGCUCUCUGUGUCCCCUCCGCAGUCGAGCACCACGCCUGACAGGUCAAGAUGGAGCCCGCCGCUCCCAAGGGAGCUGGUCGCUUCUCGCGUUGCGUCUCACCUCGGCGAUGUCCCCGCCCCUCGCUGAGCUAACGGAGGAGGAGGAAACCAAGGCUGGUGACGGCGACGACAAGAACGUCACCGAAGACCCCGACAUGGAUGGCACGUGGCUGCUGCACUUUGACGGUGCCUGCCGCAAGAACCCUGGCCCAGGAGGCGCCGGCGCUGCGUUGUUCAAGCCCAGCGGCCCCGCAGUGUGGACUUGCUCCCACUACAUGCCAAACAGCAGCGAAACAAACAACACGGCCGACACGCUUGUAAUCCAGCAGGUGCGUGGCAUCUUCGCCACACGCAACAAGAGGCUGAGGCAACUGCGCAUCGCGGUCAAGACAGAGCUGGCACGGAUAGAGCGGGCCACGCUCCAUCCCAUCGACAGGCAGGCGAAUGGUCAUACCGACCGACUUGCCAACGCCGCUCUUGACUGCCGCCGUACCGAGGUGGAGUGUGGGAUGCACAACGAUGGCCAGGGAUGCACCCCCACCUCUACGACGGCCCCUGUAUCCGCAGCUGCACCUCCGCCUGCCACCCGCAUGUCGCGGUGGGCACUGAUGAUCCCCCGAGCCCCGCCGAUGAUGAUGGCAUGGGGGACAACGAUGAUGGCGAGGUAUGAGGACAAGCAAGAGGCUGCGGGCGAGUUGGUGCAGCGACUGGAUGCAAAGCUAGCUGCCAAGAUCACGGACGCUGAUGACUGGGAGGAGGCAGAAGGCUGCAUCACAGCCCUCACUUAUGCUCUGUACGAUCGACUGCAGCAGCACCAGCAAGACCUGCGUCCUGACAGACGACAGGAGCCACAUUAA
Molecule: messenger RNA, 1272 nt
Organism: Peronospora matthiolae
Lineage: Eukaryota; Oomycota; Peronosporomycetes; Peronosporales; Peronosporaceae
Source: the annotation of a GenBank genome assembly